Bufo bufo (common toad) is the source of this 1336-nucleotide messenger RNA. Its product is annotated as MOB-like protein phocein. The transcript is spliced from 8 exons. The record is from RefSeq and is a predicted model, not a curated record. Gene Ontology annotation, cellular component: cytoplasm. Lineage: Eukaryota; Metazoa; Chordata; Amphibia; Anura; Bufonidae. The coding region runs from base 86 to 763 and encodes 225 amino acids.
GGCUGAACGAUGUACAAAUGUCCCGCCUCCGCUAGUGAGUGAGCAACUGCAUCUAGGCGUUUUCUGGGAUCUGCGUUUUGUCACUAUGGUCAUGGCGGAGGGAACUACAGUGCUGAGAAGAAACAGGCCGGGUACCAAGAGCCAGGAUUUCUACAACUGGCCAGAUGAAUCUUUUGAGGAAAUGGACAGUACACUGGCUGUUCAACAGUAUAUUCAGCAGAAUAUAAGAACCGAUUGUUCCAACACUGAUAAAAUUUUAGAACCUCCUGAAGGUCAGGAUGAAGGUGUUUGGAAGUAUGAACAUCUUCGGCAAUUUUGUCUGGAACUGAAUGGACUUGCGGUUAAGCUUCAGGUUGAAUGUCACCCUGACACUUGCACUCAGAUGACUGCUACAGAACAAUGGAUAUUUCUUUGUGCAGCUCAUAAAACCCCAAAGGAGUGUCCUGCUAUAGAUUACACAAGACACACACUGGAUGGUGCUGCUUGUCUUUUGAAUAGCAAUAAAUAUUUUCCUAGCAGGGUUAGCAUAAAGGAGUCUUCCGUGGCUAAAUUAGGAUCAGUGUGCCGUAGAAUAUAUAGGAUAUUUUCACAUGCCUAUUUCCAUCAUCGCCAAAUAUUUGAUGAAUAUGAGAACAAAACUUUCUUGUGUCAUCGGUUCACUAAAUUUGUUAUGAAGUAUAACUUGAUGUCCAAGGAUAAUCUAAUUGUUCCAAUCUUGGAAGAAGAAGUUCAAAGACUGGUUGCUGGAGAAAGUGAAGCAUAAUGUUCUCUGUGCUAUGUAUUAAGCUGAAUUGAUUAUAUCUUUUCUAUUAAAACAGUGUAAAUGAAAAGCUUUUCUGUAAGUUCUGCUUCAAAUUACUUAUGAAAACUUGAUUGUAUUUUACACCUUUAGCAUGUUUGUCUAUAAUUGAUCCUUUUAUUUAAUAUUGUGUUUGUAUAUUGUGCACAACCAUUUUUAUCUGCAAAUCUCUUUUAGAAUAUUCACAAAGUAGAACAAUUUCUUUUUCCUACAUAGCCAGAUUAUUGUGGAUUGUCACCUAAAUAAUAAUCCUGCAGCUAGACCUUAGUGUAAGGUGAAGGAAUCACGCAGAUUAUAUUAUUAUACUGAUCAAGUAGGUUCUUAAUGAUUGGAUAUUUAUCUGCAUUGCUGUUAUGUUUUUAGGCGAUAGCCGUUGGAAUCUAAAUUCCAUGAAGUAGAUUUGUAUUGAAAUUAUAUGGUUGUAUGACAAUUGUGCAUUAUAAGCAACGCAAUAUAAUUUUAGUCUUUGUACCAUUUUAUGAAAAUAAGUUGUUAAAAACUGUUCUAGUGCAUUAAAGUAUACUGUUUCAUGGAAAA